UUACUUCUCCUGCAAAUCCACUAGGUCUUUCUUUCUCCAAAUCAAAACCAGCAAUGUCACAGCAAGGUCAAAUUCCGAUAAAUCCCACGAUUCCUCAGCAGAACCCAAUGCCACCAAUUCCCAUGCAGGUUCAAAUGCACAUGCAGAUGCCCAACAUGUCCAUGCCUUAUCCGAUGCACAUGUCCAUGCAUAUGCACAUGCCAUUCCACAUGCCACCCCAGGAUCCACACUCCACCCAAGACCCCACCAGAAACCCCGCACACGGGAAGCGCCGCCGAGAAGAAGAGGAUCUAGCCACCGCCGCGUCGGCAGAGCUAUCAACGGCCAAACGUGCGAAGGGACAAGACGUAAUAUUCAGGAUCGUUGUGCCAUCGCGGCAGAUCGGAAAGGUUAUCGGAAAAGAAGGUUGCCGCAUACAGAAGAUUCGUGAAGAGACCAGAGCUAAUAUCAAAAUCGCUGACGCUAUCGCUAGACAUGAAGAGCGUGUUAUCAUUAUUAGUUGUAAAGACAAUGAUGAAAUGGUUACUGAUGCAGAGAAAGCUCUAUAUCAGAUAGCCAAUUUAAUUUUAAAGGAAGAUGAUAGUAGUCUUGAUACAUCAAAAGUUACUGCAGGACACGUGGCUGCCAAUACAAUAAGACUUCUGAUUGCUGGGUCCCAGGCUGGUGGAUUGAUCGGGAUGUCAGGUCAAAACAUUGAGAAAUUACGGAAUUCUUCUGGUGCCAUGAUCACCGUUCUUGCACCGAGUCAGUUGCCUUUAUGUGCUUCUGCCCAUGAAUCUGAUCGAGUAGUACAGUUAUCAGGGGAUGUUCCUACAGUAAUGAAGGCUUUGGAGGAGAUAGGUUGCCAGUUAAGGGAAAAUCCUCCAAGACAAGUGAUUUCAAUCAGCCCAACAUAUAAUUAUGCUGCAGUUCGACCAUCCCAACCAUAUCUUGACCCAAAUUCAGUUGAUUAUGUUACAUUUGAGAUGCUGAUUUCGGAAACAAUGGUUGGUGGGUUGAUCGGCAGAUGUGGCUCAAACAUAUCAAGGAUCAGAAAUGAGUCUGGAGCAAUGAUCAAGGUGUAUGGCGGAAAAGGUGAACAGAAGCAUAGGCAAAUUCAAUUUGGUGGUAGCGCCCAACAGGUAGCGUUGGCAAAACAGAGAGUUGAUGAAUAUAUAUACUCUCAGUUGAUACAACAAUCUGGUACCGAAUAAUCAGAUUUCCAGAGAUGACAAACCUGGAAAGCCAAAAUCUCUAGCCUUGUCUGCUAAACAUCUGCUGUGAAUCUAAUCCAGCUCAGCUGCUUCACUUGAUGGGGACUUAUUUGUUGUUAGUAGAUGUUGAUUGUGUAUGUUGAAAUAGAUGUGGAUAGUGUUUUUUUUUUAAAUAUUACAUUAGGGGAUUCAUUUGCUGAUAUGAUGCGAAAGCUUCUUUCAGCUUGUACGACAUCAACUGUUUUAAAUAUAGUUGAGGGUACACUCAUAUUUGUUGGCUCUAAAGAAUCCAGAUGCUUAGGCAUGUUGAACGUUGAUUAGAUGUUGGUAUAACAUAGCUAUGGCGAUUUUCGGGUAUUAAACCACAAAUGUCAUGUUUCAAAUUAUGAAAUCAUGUCAGUGUGACCUAAUCCAACCAUUCAUUAUCUAUUGUACUUUAUACAUGUUUCUUUA
Molecule: messenger RNA, 1646 nt
Organism: Cicer arietinum (chickpea)
Lineage: Eukaryota; Viridiplantae; Streptophyta; Magnoliopsida; Fabales; Fabaceae
Molecular function (GO): RNA binding
Source: RefSeq, a predicted model, not a curated record